Molecule: messenger RNA, 649 nt
Organism: Neolamprologus brichardi
Lineage: Eukaryota; Metazoa; Chordata; Actinopteri; Cichliformes; Cichlidae
Source: RefSeq, a predicted model, not a curated record
GGUUUUGUCAAAUUUAAUGAUUCAAGCUGUAGUAGGAAUGAAUGGAGCGAGGUGGGGGAACGUUAGGGAGGUCAGGUCGAUCUUACUCUCUCUGCUGAAUUGCCACUGCUUUAGUUUAAAGUUUGUCACCCCUGUGAGUGCUCCCACUGACUUGGGGCCCCAAACAACUGCUUACCUUGCCUGGAAGCCAUUGAAAUUUGCAAUUCAUGAAACCCUGAGAUUAUUGUGUUGUCUCUUUCUGUAGAUAGUAUAUGUGGCCCGCAAUCCAAAGGAUAAUGCAGUGUCCUUUUACCACUUUAAUCGGAUGAACAAUGCUCAGCCAGAAGCAGGAGAAUGGAGCACCUUUCUGCAGGAUUUCAUGAAAGGAAAGAGGGUUUUCGGCUCAUGGUAUGACCAUGUGAACAGCUGGUGGGAGAAGAAGCAAAGUUAUUCAAAUCUUCACUACAUGUUCUAUGAAGAUUUGAUUGAGGACUGUGGACAGGAAAUAGACCGACUGUGUUCCUUCCUUGGUAUUUCUGCUUCAGCUGAAGAGAAGGAAAGAGUCAUAACUAGUGUGGCGUUUGACAGCAUGAAGCAAAACAAGAUGACCAACUAUUCCACAGUUCCAGUGAUGAACCAAGAGGUUUCUCCUUUCAUGAGAAAAGGGUGA